AUGGGGAGGGGAAGAGUGGAGCUGAAGAGAAUAGAGAACAAGAUAAACAGGCAAGUCACGUUUGCAAAGAGAAGAAAUGGGCUCUUAAAGAAAGCUUAUGAGCUCUCUAUUCUCUGUGAUGCUGAGGUUGCUCUCAUCAUCUUCUCUAACCGUGGCAAGCUCUAUGAGUUCUGCAGCAGCUCCAGCAUACUUAAAACCCUUGAAAGGUACCAAAAAUGCAGCUAUGGUGCACCGGAAGUCCACAAACCCGCCAAGGAACUUGAGAGCAGCUAUCGUGAGUACUUGAAACUAAAAACUAGAUGCGAGUCUCUUCAACAAACUCAGAGAAACCUUCUUGGAGAAGACUUGGGCCCAUUAAACACGAAGGAGCUUGAGCAGCUUGAGCGUCAGCUAGAGUCCUCCUUGAAGCAUGUUCGGUCUACUAAGACCCAGCAUAUGCUCGAUCAGCUUUCUGACCUUGAGAGCAAGGAACACAUGCUAAUAGAAGCCAACAGAGAUUUGACAAUGAAGUUGGAUGAAAUUAAUUCAGGGACUCAACUUAGACAAGCAUGGGAACGUGGUCAUAAUCAGCAGACUAUGCUAUAUGGAACUCAACAUGCUCAAACUCAGGGACUUAUUUUCCAGCCUUUAGAUUGCAAUCCCACCUUGCAAAUAGGGUACAAUAUUGCUGUGGGGUCACAGCAGAUGACUGCAGCCACACCAGCCCAUCCUCAACCAGUCAAUAGUUUUAUUCCUGGUUGGAUGCUAUGA
Messenger RNA from Argentina anserina (silverweed cinquefoil), 750 nucleotides. Its product is annotated as agamous-like MADS-box protein MADS2. The transcript is spliced from 8 exons. NCBI's taxonomy places the organism in Eukaryota, Viridiplantae, Streptophyta, Magnoliopsida, Rosales, Rosaceae. Gene Ontology annotation, cellular component: nucleus. The record is from RefSeq and is a predicted model, not a curated record. Gene Ontology annotation, biological process: positive regulation of transcription by RNA polymerase II. Gene Ontology annotation, molecular function: protein dimerization activity; DNA-binding transcription factor activity, RNA polymerase II-specific; RNA polymerase II cis-regulatory region sequence-specific DNA binding. Bases 1 to 750 code for a protein of 249 amino acids.